Messenger RNA from Podarcis muralis (Common wall lizard), 4911 nucleotides. The record is from RefSeq and is a predicted model, not a curated record. NCBI's taxonomy places the organism in Eukaryota, Metazoa, Chordata, Lepidosauria, Squamata, Lacertidae.
CCCACUGCUCCUCCCCUCGGCUCGCCACGCUGCAAGGCUGGGAGCUCUCGGGGGCUCUCCCUGGUCCCUCCCUCUCCUCCUCCCUCGUCCUCGACGCCUCUCUCUCUCUCUUUCGCUCGGGCGCCGAGGAGAAGUCUUGCGCGCUCCUCCGCGCGCCCUCUUUCGCUUCCCUUGCCCGUCCGCCUGUCUGUGCGCGCCCUCGAUCACAUGGUGCUUCGAGAAAUGCUCCAAAGAUGGCGGUAGCGGCGGCCGGAGGGGGAGGCGGCGUCGGCCGGGUGCAGCGCAGUGGCGCGCUGGAAGUUUUGGUGCGCGACCGGUGGCACCGGGUGCUGGUGAGCCUGAGCGACGAGGCGCUGGUGCUGAGCGCCGACGAGGGGGGCGCUCCCGCCGCCGCCGCCUACAACGGCAUCGGGGCGUCGGGCAGCAACGGCAAUGGGACUUUCUGCAGCGGGGCAGCGCUGGGUCCGGCGUCGGGGGGCGCCUCGGCCGCCUGCAGCCUUUCCGGCGGGGGUUCUCCGGACGGGGUGCGCACGGCUUUCACCGACCUGCCCGAGCAAGUCCCCGAAGCUAUCUCCAACAAGAAGCGGUGCGUCAAGGUGCUGAAGCAGGAGAUGGGCGGGCUGGGCAUCAGCAUCAAGGGGGGCAAGGAGAACAAGAUGCCCAUCCUGAUCAGCAAGAUCUUCAAAGGGCUGGCCGCCGACCAGACCCAGGCGCUCUACGUCGGGGAUGCCAUCCUGGCCGUCAACGGCACGGACCUGCGCGACGCCACCCACGACGAAGCGGUGCAAGCGCUCAAGAGGGCGGGCAAGGAGGUGGCGCUGGAAGUGAAGUACAUGAGGGAAGCCACCCCCUACGUCAAGAAAGGGUCUCCGGUUUCCGAAAUCGGCUGGGAGACGCCCCCACCCGAAUCUCCACGGCUGGGGAACGCGGCCACCGACCCCCUGUCGCAGCUGUCCCUCUCCAUCCACAGAGACAAGAAGACGAUCCCGCUCAAAAUGUGCUACGUUACGCGGAACAUGGCCGUGUCGGACCCAGAAAACAGGCUCGUAGAAGUUCAUUCGCCAGAUGCCAGGCACACCCUGGUUCUAAGGAGUAAGGAUUCCGCCACAGCGCAGGCCUGGUUCCACUCCAUCCACUCCUGCGUCAGCGAUCUCAUUCCUAAGGCCAUCUCGGAGGUCAAAGAUCAGCUGGGCAAAGCAGGAAUUGCUGGAGCUCGAGAGAUCAGGCACCUUGGCUGGCUCGCAGAAAAGGUGCUGGGAGAGAACGAGAGGCAUUGGAAAGCUGUGCUUGUUGUACUGACUGAGAAGGAUCUCUUGAUGUACGAGAGCAUGCCACGGAUCAAAGAGGCUUGGUUCGGUCCUCUUCAUUCAUACCCUCUGCUGGCCACCAGGUUGGUACAUUCAGGACCCGGGAAAGGCUCCCCCCAGGCCGGGAUGGAUUUGUCCUUUGCUACCCGUACGGGUACACGGCAAGGAAUUGAAAGCCAUCUCUUCAGGACGGAGACCGGCAGAGACCUCUCGCUGUGGACGCGGAGCAUAGUUCAGGGUUGUCACAACGCUGCAGAACUCUCAAUGGAAAUCACUACCGCUUGCACCUACAAAAGCCAGGAAUGCCGUCUGACCAUUCAUUACGAACACGGAUUCUCCCUCGCAGCUGAACCCCAAGAUGGUGCCUUCCCCAAAACCAUUUUACAGUUUCCUUACGAGAAGCUAAAAAUGUCCUCGGACGAUGGGAUUCGGAUGCUUUACUUAGACUUUGGAGGAAAGGAAGGAGAAAUUCAACUGGACCUUCACUCUUGUCCAAAGCCAAUUGUGUUCAUCAUUCAUUCAUUCCUUUCGGCCAAGAUUACAAGACUUGGGUUGGUAGCAUAAGCACAGUCUGAAGGAAAAACGGAGGAGCUGCCUGCACAAUCUAAAUGGCAAGGGACACCUCGGCAACAGUAGAAGCUGCUAGGGAUAUAUAUAUAUAAAUAUUCUGCACAGGAGCAAUGCCCACAUUUGGACCAGCUACAAAUACAGAGCACAGAAAGGCGGAAGAGUUGCUGAGACGUUCAAGAGCAGGACAUUUGCUUCGACUAACACACUGCAGGGGAAACAAAACUGAUGGCUUGUAAAUAAAAUAAAUAAAUAAAUAAUUGAAGGAGUAAAUAGCUUAAUACUACAGCGUGGCAUUUCCAGUAUACAUAACUGUGCCUGUAGCAGUGCUAAGAGACCAGUGGUUUUCAAACUGGGCUCUGAGAAACUGUGGGAUCCCUCAGAUAGAAAAUCAGCAAUGCGAGAACAGCUCCCCUGAAGUCGUACCAUUUUCUGUGGCGUCGCCCAGCCGCAGUGGAGCAACGGUCAACUUUGGGGUGCCCCUCUCUGUUUAUGUAGCAUGACAACUGCUCCCCACAGAUGGGGCUGGCAGUCUUUGUGGACUGAUAAAAGUGUGUCCCAAAACAUCCCAGAAAUCUGCAGCCCAUUGUGGGUGAGGAGAAUCGGUUGAACACAGAUGUGGGCAGGAGUUCUGAGAGUAUGCAGUUUGAAAACCACUGAUGAGUGAAAAUAAGGGCUAGGCAGAUAGCAGAGCACAGCAUUUUAUCCACAGAAGAUCUGGUGAAAAGUUGUCAAGAUCUUGUGCACCCGUGGACUUUGUCUCCGCUGAGCCAUCUUUCCGUUUUCAGAAAACUCCACUUUCCUGCCAUUAAUGCACCAGCCAGAGUAGUUUGCUUGUCCGGACAAAGGUGGAAAUGGUUUGGAAAUCUAGUUCUCUGUGAACAUUGCACGAAAGGGCACUAUUCCCAGGUGGAGAGGUCAGACUGUGGCAGUGUUGCCAAGCCAGACCGGAGCAGGGGGAAACCUCAGAAUUGUCCUUAAGUACUGUAGCUUAAGGGUUACAAUGGCCACAUGUAACAUUCGGCUGUAGAAGCCGCUGUGGCCAUUCAGUUAAUAAAUCCAAGCCAACUUUCGUAAAAUGGAGCUGCUCAGUUAACAGUAAUAACUUGUGGUGAGAGAAACAGUCUAUAUGAAAUUAUGUGAUGCAUUUCAAAUCGUUUUACUCUAAAGACAUUGAAGGCAGCGAAGAUCCUUCUGGGAGAAUUUUAAGAUGGGGAGGCUCAUUUUGAAUUGAGCUUCGGCUAAAGGUCCUUCAGUGGUGAUGCUUUCCGCUGAUAGGCUUCCCAUGAGCCAAGGCACAAGGGAAAGGUUCUUUAAUUCCUUCCUUUACACAACAAACUUUGGCAACCUUUUAUUAUGCCAUUUCACUCGCAUUUGCUGGCUUCUUGACCCAAGUAUAGAUCUGAACAGCUGCAGUGUUCAGCAGCACUCGGGAGCAGCCAAUUGCCAUGGCAAAGUACCGUUUUAUUGGGCUGGAGCAGACCCAGGGAAGCAGGUGGACUUAAUUCAGUCAUGACUAACUUGUCCAUUGAUGUCAGUGGGUCUCCUCCGAGUAUGACUUGGUUGGAUACGACCCACAAAGAAUCCUGCUUGAAUGCAGUCUUCCAAAUGCAUCAACACUAAAACCCUAUCUUGUACACACACACACACACACACACACACACACACACAAAGAGGCAGAAAAUGUGAUCGGGAGACCCUGAGCUGGUGGCUUUCAGUAUAACAAUUAUCCUUAUUAUUCAAGCUUCCUGGAACACUGCUCAUUUUUUCGAUGUUGAUUCCUUCUGACAGACAAAAGGGAGCUCAGUUGUGUUUACAUUUUAAUUGUGUUCCCUGGAAGUGGGGCACGGCAACUAAAUCUCUUUUUGGAGUUAUUUUUGUACACGGGGAAAAAUACAUUGUUUUAUAUACAGAAGAUACCAAACGGGAUCCGUAUUACGGCGCAGAUCUUAACCAUGGCUAACGGAGCAAAUGUUGCUAAGCACAUCAUGCACUUAACUUCAUCCAGAACUGAGCAUUAAGCCAGAGUUUCCUAACCAGGGUUUGAAGCUAAUAAUAAAACCCUGGUUAUAGAGUAUUUGCUUAGUAUUAAUAACAGCUAUGCCUGAUACUGGUGUAAUUGUUAUUGAUGGUAAAUGCAGGCUUGGUGCAGGCAGGGGAGGGAAAGUACUGAAGCCCUUGAGAAGGGAGGGAUAUGAUAAUAGCGGUCUUCCAAAAAGAGGUCUAACACACAACCCCUUUCUGUCAAUGUAGUAUUUCCCUGAUCUAGGGCCCCAUGUCCCACUCCAGUGCGCACAGAAGACUCUAUGGGCUUCCAUGUUUCACUUGAAUGGACUUAGGAGUGGAAUGUAUCCAGGGUUAGGUCUCGUUCCUGCAUUUAAAGCAUAGGAACACCUUUGCAGGUAAGAGAUCUCCGUAAGUGGAAUAAGGGUGUCCAUGUCAGUUGAAGGAUGAUAGAGGGAUAUGUGAGGCUGGGCUGAUUUUUUUUCCUUUUGUGAAAAAUAAAGGAACAUGCAAAUAUGCAGAUGGAGAGCCAUCAAUCCAUGCACUUGCCAACGUCACGCAAAAUGCAAGUCCUUCGUUCAAUACAACUGAAACUGCAAAGGGAGAGCGUUUAUGGAUUUGAAUGACAGAAAAUAACCCAGAAUUACUGCGUAUUAUAGGGAAAGUAAAUGCAGGUGUAAAUUAUACUGUCCCUAAACACUUUUUUAAAAAAAUCACUGGAAUGUUAUAGAUAUACCUGCAUUGUAAAUAAUCAGAAUUUAUCUAUUAGUUAUCAAUUAAUAAGUAACACAGUAUGUCGUGUAAUUUACGGUGCUCAGAUUACAAUAUAAAGAAUAAGUGAAUAAUUUGCAAAGAGAAAAAAAUGUUAUAUAUUUAUAGACAAAUUAAAUACAGAUUUUGGAUCGACUCGUAUUUGGUUGGAGUUGAUAGAACGAAUUAUACGGCGCUACUCAAGAUUUGUAAGAAUUUAGUUUAAAGUAUUUAUAUUUUAGAGGAAAAAAUACUAUAUUUAAUAAAAAAUUCAUUUACUGGA